Molecule: messenger RNA, 1688 nt
Organism: Zophobas morio
Lineage: Eukaryota; Metazoa; Arthropoda; Insecta; Coleoptera; Tenebrionidae
Product: modifier of mdg4-like
Exons: 8
Coding region: 176-1624 (482 amino acids)
Biological process (GO): regulation of transcription by RNA polymerase II
Cellular component (GO): nucleus
Molecular function (GO): protein binding
Source: RefSeq, a predicted model, not a curated record
CGCAUGCGCACUUCGAAGGACGCUGCAACUCCCAGUGGAAGCUCUACAAGAAGUUCACACGAAAUCUACGCGUCAUUUUUUUCGUUAAAAGUUCUUUCCAUUUUUUGUUAAAUGUGGAAACCAGUGCAAAAACCUCCGGAGUAAACAAGGACGCGUUUUCAUAAAGCCUUCGACCAUGGCGUCGGAGCAGUUUUCGCUAUGUUGGGACAACUUCCACAAGAACAUGAGUUCGGGGAUGAACUCGCUGUUGGAGAACGAAGAUCUGGUAGACGUGACUUUGGCGGUCGAGGGAAAGUACCUCAAAGCUCACAAAAUGGUGCUCUCGGUGUGUAGUCCGUAUUUUCGGGAACUUUUUAAAAUGAACCCGUGCAAACACCCGAUCGUGUUUAUGAAAGACGUUUCGUAUAUUGCCAUGAGUGAUCUGCUGCAGUUCAUGUACCAAGGCGAGGUGCAAGUCAGCCAAGACAACCUCACAACCUUCAUCAAGACUGCCGAGGCGCUGCAGAUCAAGGGACUCACGGGAGACGGAAACGGCUCAGCUGAAUGUGAUAACGACCAAGACGAGCCGCGGCCCGCCGAAAUCGAGCCCCCGAAAAUGACCGCCCCGCCCCCGCGACCCAAGAAGGUCCACCAAACACCCACCCCUCCCGCGAAACGUCCAAGGUUAAGUGUUCCAGAACAAGCGAGUGCACAACAAACAAUAGCAAAGACUGAACCCGCUGCUGUAUCUAGUGCACCUAGUAACGAAAAUCUAAUACAAUUUAAAAUGGAACCGUAUGACCAGGGUCAAUCUACAGUUACAAUACCUGAUGAUAACACUGACGAAACGUUUACGGACGAUCCCUUGGACGAAACGAACGCGGAUGACGGAAAUGAGGACUAUUCGAUGAUGGAGGGCGGGGACGAGGAGCCCCAGGCUGGGACCAGCGCUGACGGAACGGCCGGAGAAGGGCAAGAUGAUUUUAAAGUCAAAAACACGCCGAAAUCGCCAGGAAAAGACGAAAGCACCGAAAAUUCUGGACAAAAGGUUCACAAACCGCUCAUGAUUAAAGGAAAAAAAGAGCUAGGUAUCAUAGACGAUAUGUCGCCUUCCAGUGGCUUCAUAAAUUUCAUCGACAACUUGUCAAUUCCUUCCGAUAGCAAACUCAAUUUUGAGAGUUCUCAUUCCGUUGUCGACCAGCUUCGAAUACUGACCCAACAAAACCGAGAAAUGUUGAGUUUGUUGAAGCUGCAGGCUAGCUUGACUACGGAUUUGUGUAUAGAGCCGCCGGUGGGUUUGCCAGUCAAAACGAGCGACGAUUUGACGGCUCUAGAGACGUAUUUAAUGGAGCCGGGUAAUUUCUCGGACAUGACGUUUUACUUGUCAAGACUGGGAGGAUCGACCGUGACUUCGGUCACGAAUAAAAUCAUGAAGCGCUGUUUAAGCGACGAGCUAGCGACGACUUACAAUUUCUGCGGCCAUCGAAACAAAAAAGCUUUCAAUACGUUGUUAUUGAGGAACGUGGUGGUCAGUGCCGUAAAACAAAGCAAUUCGAAAUACACCGAAAAAGAGGUCGAGGAUUGCAUUAAAGCCUGGCUCAAGUACGCCCCCUCGAGGAUGAAAAAGCAAAUCGAAACAGGAUAAACUUGUAGAUGUACAAAUCGUAUUUUCGGUAUUUUUACGUCACAAUAAAACGUACUUUAGAGUA